AUGCAGAAGUGGGGAUCAGAAGAGUGUAAUUUUUUUUUUUUUUUUGCAUUUUGUUUGUUGUUAUUUUUUUUUCUUUUGAAUUUAUUUCUCCUUGGUUUUCCUUUAUUAUUAAUUUCUUUUUCCCUUUCUUUUUCCCUUUCUUUUUCAAUUUUAUACAUCUUUCUUUUUUCAUUUCUUUCUCUUUCUUUCUUUCUUGUUUCUUUAGUUUCCUUCUUUUUCUUAUCAUUCUUUUUCUUUCUUUUUAUUGUGUCUCUUCUUUUUUUCAACAUUGUUUCUAAUCCUUUCCUUCUUUUCUUUCUUCUUUUUAAUUUCUUCUUUUCUACUGUUUUCUUCUUUAGAUCAUUCUCUUUUUUCUUUCUAUUUUAUUUCCUUCUUUCAUCUAUUUUAUUGAUUUCUUUUCCCUUAUUUCUAUCUUUUUUCUAUCAUUCGGUUUUUUCUUUCUAUUUUCUUCUAUUUUCUUUCAUUUUUAAUGCUUUCUUUCUUUCUGUCACUAUUUGCCUUUUAUGUACCUUCUUUCUUUCUAUUUUUUCUUCUCCUCUAUCAUUCAUUAUCUCCCUCUCUUUCUUUCUCUCUUAUUUCUUUGCCAUUUUUUCUUUCUCAUUCUUUCAUCUUAUCUUUUUUUCCAUCCCAAACAGUCCCUUUUUAUUCCUUUUUAUUUUUGUAUAUUUUUCUUUUUUCCUUCUUUUUCUGUCUUUCUUUCUUCUCAUUCUUCCUUUCACUUCCCUGCUUUGCUUUUACCCUUUCUUUUUUCCUUUUUUCUUCCUUUCUUGUUCUUUCUUCAUUCUUUUCCCAACGUCCAAUUACCUAUUACUGAUAUCUCACUCACCCUUCUCUUCCCCUAUCUCUCUCUCUCUCUUGACCUUAACUUUAUUUAUUUCAUACCAACAAAAUUUCUUCUCUCUCUUUUUUCUCUUUUCACCUAAUCACUCAACUUUUUCUUUGUUUCAUUGUUUCUUUUUCUUUUUCAUAUCUUUCUUUCUUUUUCUUUUCUUUCUUUCUUUUUCUUUUCUUUCUUUCCUUCCUUCAUUCUUAGUAAAAGAUCUAUCUAUCUAUCUAUCUAUCUAUCUAUCUAUCUAUCUAUCUAUAUAUGAAUGA
Messenger RNA from Acanthosepion pharaonis, 1095 nucleotides. NCBI's taxonomy places the organism in Eukaryota, Metazoa, Mollusca, Cephalopoda, Sepiida, Sepiidae. The record is from the annotation of a GenBank genome assembly.